This is a messenger RNA of Cygnus olor (mute swan), 3921 nucleotides long. RefSeq names its product ESX homeobox 1 (gene ESX1). The annotation marks the transcript as partial. Lineage: Eukaryota; Metazoa; Chordata; Aves; Anseriformes; Anatidae. The transcript has 4 exons. The record is from RefSeq and is a predicted model, not a curated record. Gene Ontology annotation, molecular function: RNA polymerase II transcription regulatory region sequence-specific DNA binding; DNA-binding transcription factor activity, RNA polymerase II-specific. Gene Ontology annotation, biological process: regulation of transcription by RNA polymerase II.
GGUCGCCCGCCCGGCCAUGAGGCGGCGGCAGCGGGGGGCGGCGAGGCGCCGGCUCCGCUGAGGAGAAAGCAGCGGCGGUACCGCACCACGUUCAGCACCUUCCAGCUGGAGGAGCUGGAGCGAGCCUUCCGCAAGUCCCACUACCCCGACGUGUUCACCAGGGAGGAGCUGGCCGGCCGCCUGGAGCUGACCGAGGCCCGCGUCCAGGUCUGGUUCCAAAACAGAAGGGCAAAGUGGAGGAAACGUGAAAAAACUGAAAUUCUGGGGACUGUUCCAGGAAUCUCCUUAACGCACCCACUUGGUCUGUUUUUGGAUGUUCCACUGGGUCAUUCCCCCCUCCUAGAUCACACGUGGAGGUCAAUGCCAUUUUCAACAUUGGCUGUGCCAUCCAUGUCUUCAGCCUUUAGUCCUUCAACCCUAGGACCAUUUGGCCUCAGCAGCCUUACCUGGACUUCUCUCUUCAGAAAUCCUAUUUUAAAUCCACAUUUUGGAAGGUUUCUCAAUGCUUUAAAUCCUCUCAUGACAACAGCUUCAGUACUAAUGAAAGCUCCUGGACCCCCAUCAGACCCUGCUCUUACUGCCUUCACUGAUCCAGCAGCAGUUGAAAGGAAAACGUCGAGCAUUGCAGCACUAAGGCUCAAAGCGAAAGAACAUUCAGCACAAAUCCCUCAAUUAAACCUCAUCUCCAGUCUUACAAACACUAACAAAGAACUUUGUUAGGAGCUCUCCCACAGACUACAGCCACAGAGGGGAAAGUGAAUGCCUUCCCCAAUAAGUAGCGCCUGUUAGAGACAUUUAAAAAAAAAAAAGAGAAAACACACAUCCAGUUGUAGUUCCUCCACCUUCAACAACGGACUAAAAGGAGAUAACCCUGCUAAAAAUUUUCCUUCAUUACAACAUGAAAUCCUGUAGCAAGUUGACUUUUGUCAUCAUUUUUAUACUGAGUGAAUUUCUGACGCUACAGAGAUAAGCAGGAACUGCCCUCGUCUUUAUAACUCAGGCUACAAUGAAACUGAAGCUUCGAAAUCCCUGAAGUCACUGGAUGCUAGUUCAAAGGUUCGAAAUUCUUUGUAGGAAUAACUUCAGUCUUAUAAGCAAUUCUUAACUCAUUUCUCAGGAGGAACUCUUACAUACAGUAAUUUAGACGUAAGAACCAGUACGUGGUAUGUUCUUAACUUUGAAAACAUGCUUCAUGUUGAAGUACGGAUGCCAAUGAAAUCUCGCAUUUUAGACAGACUUAGCAGGAAGGAGAUGUAGACUAUUUUCAGUAUAGGCUUUCGAUUCAGAACUGGGUUUGUAUAAAAUAUAUCUUGUUUCAAUCAAGAAAUGUUUAUGUUCAGAGUGGCAACGUUUUAAUAAUUAAAAAAUACAUUUUGUAUUUGAAAACUGUACCCUGUGACAAUAGGUUAUUAAUGUGCAGUAAAUUGUGUGUAGUUCUCUGUGCACAUACACGUAUCACUAAGUAGCUAAUAGCUGUAAAUAUGAGGUUACUGAAUACUUUUAGCAUGACUAGUGGCACAUAUUGCAAGAUCACUAAGUUAACAGAUCGCUUGUACAUUUCCAUGUUUCAUACCUUGAGUUGAUUGAGAAUUUAAGCAAAAACUAAAUGUGAAGUGUUAAAUUCUUCCUUGGACUGAUGUUGAAUGAGUAUAAACAGAGGUUCUACUAACCAGAAGUCUCCAGUUCAGCAAAAUCAUGAACUCCUUUUCUGGCUUUGGACAAAUCCUUUCAAAGUUUUUGCUGAACUUCCCCAUCCGUCAAAUGGACUGCGAACAACUGUCCCAGCUAUAGGCUUUGCAGCUUACUUGCCUACCUCACAGGGCUGUUGUGAGGACUGAUUAAACAAACAUGGUAGAGGUAUACAAGUGCUCAUUGUUGCUUAGCAGUCACAGCAGAAAGGCCAACGGCUGAGGACACCUGCAGAUUACCUUCCCCAAGUCUGUAGUGACACUCCAAGCAAGUUCUGUUGUGGGCUGAUGCGACAACGUGGAACUCGCCCAUUGAUGCUCUCUGGUUCCUAAAAACCAUUCACAAGCACUAAAUUCAGAGAAAAGAUUUUGUAAAUUUCAGAACUUCUUUCUCACAGCAACUCUGGGACUACUCUUGAGACUAUCAAAGAUGUUUUCUAGGCUAGGGUUUUGAGUGCAGAGCUCCAGGUACCUGACUUGUGCUUCUGUAGACUUCUCUGAGCUUGUAUUUAGGUUUGUGACUGAGUUUGCUGCAUCAUGCACCUCUGUUUCUCAUUUCCCCUGAACUACCAAUUGCUUUGACUGCUCUUGGGCUGUAACGUACCGCAAGACUGGAAGUAUUUCUGGAUUCACAGAUCUCAUUGUUAACACAGGUGGGAGGUGGUGGUGGUUUACUGUUAGGAAAAGCAAGCUUUAUACCCAAAGUACGCUAGCUAGUCCUGCUGUGUGGGUCAAGCAGCAGAAGAUGUGGAAGGCAAUGUGACCAGGACCUCUCACAAAAAGUUUGUGUGCAUUUUCUUCCACAACAGCUAUUCACUCCCACCAGUUCACUCUGGUAGCCCAGGGUGCCAGCUGGCAGCACAACACAGUAUCCACUCAAGCACUGGGUUUGUUCCAAAUUAACCUUUUAAGUAGGUUAAUGGUUUGAAAACUGUCAGUACACAAUUCACAGAAUAGAAUGUGGCAUCUUUCCUUGCCAUCAGUGUCACUCUUGCAAGGUGAGGAGGUUCUGCAGGAAAGCAGACUGUGCCACUGUUUCAUUAAAGCAGUAGGAACUGUCUUGCAUUUGCCACAAGCCAUUCAGAAGAGAACUUUGCAAUAAAAAUAAAACCUAUUUCUGCCAAGUUGUAUUCAUAGACAAAUUCACUAGAAGCAGCACAUGAAAAAUAACUGCUGAAGGCUGUUUUGAAUAAAUAGCAUGGAAUAGGAAGUUCUUACACUCACCAAAAACUUUGACUACAGGGCCAUCAAAAUUUCACCCAGAAAAAGCAAAUUCACAAGGUAAAAUUCCCUUGAUUUCAGCAGUUAAAUGCAGAGGUAACUUUUAUCUGUCAAAGGUUUUCUAAUAGCUAUGGACAUUAAUGAUUUCAGGGACAGCAAUUAAUACGCUGAGGCAAGUAACUUCACUUAUUUGCGCUAUAGCUUGUACCAGAACCAGAUCUAGGAGUUGCUACAUUUACACAGCACAUACAGCCACUUUUACAUAGGCCACAAGCCCCUCAAAAUUAGAGGUUUGGAUACCAGGUUUGGUUCCUAAACCCCUCCCCAGGUUUAUUUGGCAUUGCUCUUUCCAGAUUCACCUUACAAGAAGUCACCCUCUGACAACACCCUCCUCCCUUACUGCAACCACAACCAAGCACCUGCUUGGUACUGCUCCUCUGCCACCUUAACUUCUGAAUUUGUCACACCGAGUCAGGGAAGAGGCAGGGACUCUGGUGCAUAUUUAUCCAUGGCUCUGUGGCUUCAAGCCACUGCAUCCUUUUUGAUACGUGAAAGAACUGCAAAGGUAAGUACGCUGCUUAUUUUGUUAUAUACAGAUUAAAUAGAAGCUGCCAUUCCUAUGCCAUUUGGGUGGAAGAUGGUACCUGCAGACGUUAGCAUCUCACAGUGGGUGCAAGCAGGGAAUACGGCUCGCUGAUGUGUCACCUGGUUUUAGUUUGAAAUGCAGAGAAGUGUUUUUUUUAAACCUGAUUUCACUUUUUCUGCUUUAAUGAGUGCUUCCAAGAAAUUUCUUUUCUUUCACGUGAAUUAAAAAGCCAGCUGUGAGAGCUAAUGAUAUUAUGAAAAUAAAUAUGCAGGGCAACACUUGAAAUCAGCUUAGGAAUCAAAGUACACCUGUAACCAAAACUCAGCAAGCCUUUCAUGUUAAUUAUUGCUAUUUUUUAACAAAAUACCACACCAAGGAAGAAAGCUUAUCUGUUUAGAAAUGUUACUUUAUUUUAAAUUUAAAUAA